Molecule: messenger RNA, 1755 nt
Organism: Fusarium coffeatum
Lineage: Eukaryota; Fungi; Ascomycota; Sordariomycetes; Hypocreales; Nectriaceae
Exons: 9
Coding region: 1-1755 (584 amino acids)
Molecular function (GO): ATP binding; ATP-dependent protein folding chaperone
Source: RefSeq, a predicted model, not a curated record
AUGACGGCAGACCAGCCGAUGGACGAUGCAAUUAUUGUCGGCAUCGACUUUGGAACGACAUACUCAGGAGUAGCAUGGGCCUACUCCAAGGAGCCUGAUGAAAUCGAGCUCGUUACAAGCUGGGAAGCCGAACUCAACCAUUGCUCAGAUGUUGAGAAGGCACCAACCCAGCUGCUUUACAGUAGCGAAAGAGACACCUCAUGGGGCUAUUCCAUACCCGCUGACGAAGAUGCCCUCCGGUGGUUCAAGCUUCUGCUCCUGGACGAAGGUGAUAUUCCCCCUGACGUAUCAAAUUCUUCCCAGCUUCAACACGCCAGAAAGCUACUGGGAGAAUUGAAGAAAGACCCCGUUGAUGUCAUCGGGUGCUUCCUGCGGAAGAUCUGGAAUCACACGAUCGAUUCCAUUCGCCGUAGCAUUGGAGCAGAACUGCUACAGAAGUCGCGAUUCUAUGUUGUGAUCACACUUCCCGCGAUCUGGCCUCCUUAUGCACAGCAACGCAUGAAGCAGGCUGCCAGAAUCUCCGGCAUUCUUGAUGCUAGACCCUGUGGCGAUACUACACUUCGUUUCAUAUCCGAGCCGGAAGCGGCAGCCCUGGCUACUAUCAAGGAUCUUUCGAAGAGAUCAACUAUGAAGGUCGGAGAUACUAUGGUGAUCUGCGAUGCUGGGGGAGGCACGGUGGACUUGAUCAGCUAUGUGGUCGAAUCUACCGAUCCAUUCGUGGUCAAAGAAUGUGUCAGGGGUGACGGUGGUCUCUGCGGAGGUGUUUUUCUUGACGAAAACUUUCUAGAGCUCAUCAAGAGAAAGGUCGGUCCAGCUUCGUGGCAAAGCGUGAGUGUCGCAGAGCAAAAGAAGUUUCUCAACGAUGGGUGGGAACAUGGUAUCAAGCCCCAGUUCUCAAACCAGAACAGGACUUGGCUGGUCGAUCUGCCAGACAGCUGUGGAGGUCCAGCUUCCAACAGCAAGCUCAAACGACGAAGGACACUCGAGCUCAGCUCGUAUGACAUCCGUUCUGUCUACACUCCUAUCAUUGCCAAAAUCGAAGCACUGGUCAAACGCCAGACUGAAGCCAUUCAGUCAAAGUAUGGUCAAAGAGCAACUUAUAUCAUACUUGUGGGUGGGUUCGGUCGUAGCUCCUACCUAUUCAACAAUUUACAAUCUACCUUUGGAACUACCGUUCUACAGUCGCGCGGGAAUAAACCAUGGACUGCCAUCUGUCGGGGUGCUGUUGUUCGCGGCAUUAAUGGCCACGGUGUCUCGACCGGUCUUAGGGUGCAAAUUGGUUCUCGGGUUGCCAGGAAGAGCUAUGGAAUCUACUUCACUGAGGAGUUUGACGAAAAGAAACAUCUUCAGCACCAUAAGUUCUGGAGUGAAAACUACCAGAAAUGGUACGCCAACAAUCAGAUGAAAUGGUUUCUGAAGGAGGGAGACAACAUGUUGACUCAACAGCCAGUCCGGAGAUCAUACCAGCGGCUGUACUCUGGACACAUCGGUCAAGUCGACCAAGCAAUCUACACUUGCACUGAGUUUCCACCUCCUGAGACCUUUGGGUCGACUGUAAAGAAGCUGUGCAACAUCCAGUGGACACGCGAUAUCAACAUCGAGUCGCUGCCAACCUACACCAACUGUCUUGGGAAAGUAUUUCACAAGCUUAGCUUCGAUGUCGAAAUGACUUGCGAGGACGGAAUCGUGGACUUCACUGUCUACUUCGAGGGUAAACGCGUUGGCGCUCACAACGUCGAAGUGCAGUUUCGGUAA